Molecule: messenger RNA, 2136 nt
Organism: Gossypium raimondii (Peruvian cotton)
Lineage: Eukaryota; Viridiplantae; Streptophyta; Magnoliopsida; Malvales; Malvaceae
Product: 3-epi-6-deoxocathasterone 23-monooxygenase CYP90D1
Exons: 8
Coding region: 301-1752 (483 amino acids)
Biological process (GO): sterol metabolic process; multicellular organism development; brassinosteroid biosynthetic process
Molecular function (GO): heme binding; oxidoreductase activity, acting on paired donors, with incorporation or reduction of molecular oxygen, NAD(P)H as one donor, and incorporation of one atom of oxygen; iron ion binding
Source: RefSeq, a predicted model, not a curated record
CAUGCAUGUUCAUCACCAGUUGUUUUUAAAUUUUUAAUAUUAAUAAUCUCUUGGAUUCAUAGCUCCAACGCUCUUUUGGCUCUCACUCGCUUUCUUUUUCAUUUUGCUUUUCGUUUACACGCGUGCACGAACACAUGCAUAUAUAUCCUAUUUUUCAUCAAAACAUGAAAGGAAAAAAGAAAAAAAAGAAAAAAAAACAAGAAUAUUUCACUAUGAUUAAGGGUAUAUAAGCGAAGGAAAAGAGAGAGGGGCAAGCGUGCGUGCGGGAAGGAAAGUAAGGAAGGAGAAAAUCAUCGAUACAUGAUGGAGAUGAUGAGCUCAUUAACGUGGAUUAUUGUGUUUGUGACAGCCAUUUCGCUUUCCAUCCUAUUUCUCUAUACCAAAAGCAAAUCAAAGUUUAGCAGUUUAAGUUCCAAAAACUUAUGCCACCUUCCUCUAGGAACCUUGGGAUGGCCUUUUCUCGGCGAAACCAUCGACUUCAUUUCUUGUGCUUACUCUGACCGCCCCGAGAGCUUCAUGGACUGUCGUCGCCGCUUGUAUGGCAAAGUGUUCAAGUCACACAUAUUUGGGACCCCAACUAUUGUUUCAACAGAUGCAGAAGUGAGUCGAUUCGUUCUGCAAAGUGAUGCAAAGGCUUUCGUACCGUUUUAUCCGAAAUCCUUAACUGAGUUGAUGGGAAAAUCCUCCAUUCUUCUAAUCAAUGGGAGCUUGCAAAGGAAAAUCCAUGGUCUUGUAGGAUCUUUCUUCAAGUCUCCACACCUUAAAGGUCAGAUCACUCGGGACAUGCAAAAUUAUGUGCAACAAGCAAUGGAUAAAUGGAGAGAUGAUGCGCCCAUUUUCAUACAAGAUGAAACCAAAACUAUUGCUUUUCAAGUGCUGGUGAAAGCAUUGAUUAGCUUGAACCCAGGUGAAGAAAUGGAAAUCCUCAAGAAACAGUUCCAAGAAUUUAUCUCAGGCCUUAUGUCUUUACCUGUAAAACUACCCGGAACUCAACUUUAUCGAUCAUUGCAGGCAAAGAAGAGAAUGGUUAAGAUUGUACACAAAAUCAUCCAAUCUAAAAGGGAUUCAAGCAUGAGUUCAAUGGUUCCAAAAGAUGUGGUUGAUGUUUUGCUCAAGGACGCUAGUGAACUAUUAACCGACGAUCUAAUAGCAGAUAACAUGAUUGAUAUGAUGAUCCCUGGUGAAGAUUCAGUGCCUGUUUUAAUGACUCUCGCCAUCAAAUACCUUUCCGAUUGUCCCGCUGCGUUACAUCAAUUGACGGAGGAGAACUUGAAGUUGAAAAGGUUGAAAGCUCAAAAUGGAGAGCCAUUGAUUUGGAGUGAUUACUUAUCAUUACCUUUUACACAAAAUGUAAUUACAGAGGCACUAAGGAUGGGAAACAUAAUAAUAGGGGUGAUGAGAAAGGCCAUGAAAGACAUUGAGAUUAAAGGGUAUCUAAUACCAAAAGGAUGGUGCUUUUUUGCAUAUUUUAGAUCAGUCCAUCUUGAUGAAAAUCAUUAUGAUUGGCCUUAUCAGUUUAAUCCAUGGAGAUGGCAAGAAAAAGACAUACUUAGCAGCUAUAACUUCACUCCAUUUGGUGGUGGACAAAGGUUGUGCCCUGGACUUGACUUAGCCAGGCUUGAAACUUCCAUUUUCCUACACCAGUUUGUCACCAAUUUCAGAUGGGUGGCGGAAGAGGACACGAUUGUCAACUUUCCAACAGUGAGAAUGAAGAAGAGAAUGCCGGUUUGGGUGAAAAGAAGGGAAGAGUGAGCGACCCAUCCUCGUUAACCUCAAUCUGCUUUUGGCUGAUUAAUAAAGUUACUUUAUAAAGCACUGCACAAUCAAACAACAAAAUAUUCAAACCAAAACAUAAUAAUAAUAGGCUACAACUGCACACGUGUGGAGGAGCUUUGACAACGUCAUAUACUCAUGUUUUUGUCUUCUUUUUUGUAGGCCAAAAUUUCCAGAUUUUUAGACUUCAGUAAUUAGUACUAGUCCAACUCAAUGUAUAUUUCUUUCUUUUUUAUUGGGACCCAUAAAUUAUCCUUUCUUUUGCAUUAAUUCCAUAAUUACCCUCUUGUUUUUCUUAUUGCACCAUUUUCGCAAUUUAUAAAUUAAUUUAAUGGAAUGAGAAUUGUAGAAUUACGUUUAAAA